AAUUUAUGUAGUGCUAACUUGCUUCUAACUAUGGCUUAGGUCAUAGGCACUGCUGGGAUAUUCUGCUUUUCAGCUGCUUAAAAUUCGCCCUUCUGUUUUCAUGGAGGGUUUAUUGCUGAGCGGAAUGUUUUGGGAAGAGCACAAUUUUAUUGAGUAAUUUAUAACAGAUCAGUUCUGAAGGCAAAGCCACCAAGAUGUUGAUGUUAGCUGAAGCCGGCCGCUCUCUCAACAAAAACUUGAUCAGCCUUUUCCGACACGACUCUGAAACUCCACAAAUCUUAGAGAGGCUGGUUCACGAGAUUCAUACAGACAAAGAACUAUGCAGUUACAUGUUUUUAAAUCAUCCAGGAUCAGAAGACAUGUUAUUGGGCCUGCUCAAUUUAUUGGACAGCGAGGACUCGAGGGUAGCUGGGAAUGCUGCGUACGUGAUAGGAACGCUUGCCGAAAUGGACCUCGGGAAGAAGAGGAUCGUGCAAAUCUGCACAGAUAACAGCGACAGCGAGCAAACCAAGCGGAUUCUCCCCUCCCUCACGCGCAUGCUCGAGAUGGUUGACAUGGAAACUGUCAUGAACGCCGCCGGCACCAUGGGAACACUGGCCGAGAACGAAGAUUGCCGUAUAUGGAUGUUGAAGGAGGAUUGUCUGGACGAAGCCAUCGACAAGUUGACGAGACUACUCUCCUGCAAGGAUUCCUGCACAGCCAGCAAUGCGGCCCUUGUCCUGGCCAGAUUCACCAUAGCUGAGGAGGGCUGCGCACGCAUCUUAAAUCAACGCUGCUCGUCUCGCACUCUGGUACAACUGAUCAAAGCCCUCGGCACAGAUGACACGGGUCGAGGAAUGAACGCGGCAUUCGCGAUAGGUAGACUCUGCGACCUGGAGGCGGGAUGCGCAAGAAUUUUAGCCAUGCCCGAGUCACGAAGAUUGCUAACAAGCCUAAUCAAGAUGCUGAGCUCGGAUGAUAUCGGAUGUAGCAAGAAUGCGUGCUUUGCGCUUAGCUGCAUCGCGUCCUUCCCACAAGGCCACACGCGCCUCCUCGCACACCCCGACAUUGAUGAAAUCGUCCUCAUUCUGUCCGGUAUCUUGGCCUCUCCGGACGAGGAGAUUGUGUGGUUUUCGGCCAUGAUGCUCCACACGCUGGCUAGCCAAAAGAGCGGGUGUCUCUAUCUGCGGACUCAAGAAGUACUCAAGCCCGCGUUACAGGCUGUUCUCGACAGUAAAAAUAUCAGAAAAGACACUAAAGAGGAAGUGGAGGAGACGUUAGCUAUACUCGAGAAACUGCCGCAACCAAAACCCCCGAAACUCAACGUUGAGAGCGCCUACACGAUCCUUGUUGACUGGGAGGCGAUGAAUCCCAAGAGUGGACUGGACGUCUUCUUCGAGCUGUUUCAAGAUGGCGAAACGGUUUACGAGGGGCACAGAAACAGCUACAUCGCCAGCAGUUUGACGCCCGUCACGUCCUAUUCAUUCUGCGUCCGGGCAUUCACCGAGGGAGAUGAGGGACACACUAGUAAGAAUGUGAGCGCCACCACGCCCGAAUCAGUUCCAAGUGCCCCUCAAUUCCCGCGGGUAGCAGCUAAGACAACGAAUCAAAUCAAGAUCAUGUGGGAUCCUCCGGAAACGGCCAACGGCGUGCUAAAGGCUUACCAAGUCGUCACAAGAGUGUUCGAAUUCUCCCUAGGUCGUACCACGUAUCUGGACAUCUCGGAGAAUUAUCUCAUUCUGUCGGGGCUCCCUACCGAUACUGAGUAUACAUUUGAGAUCUACGCGCUGACAAGCAAGGGAAGAGGAGAGGCAGCACUGCUGACCACAAGGACCGACGACUUAGCGUCGCACGCACCUCCCAAGCCCACCCUGCAAGCACUGGGGCGUCACGAAAUCCUUGUCACGUGGGACCACCCGCCGAGGCCUUUAGGAAGGAUCAACAGCUUCGAGGUCAAGGUCGACAAACAGGUCAUCUACACUGGCAUCGACAAGAGCUGCAUCGCACGCUUCCUCAAGCCCAACACGGAGUACACGAUCACGGUCAGUGCUUGGACGAGUGAGGGGCGGUGCGAGAGCCUUCCCGCCAGAAAGCGAACAGCGCGGGAGAUUUACCGUAAGACAAAAGAUUGUAGCGCAAAGAUCAUUAAACAGACGACAACUAAACGAUCGGCGAAUAAACUAAAAAUACCGAUCAGAAAGCCGCUUUACCCAUUCGAAACUAUUCCAGAACUCAAGCCCAGCGAAAAAGAAAUCAAGCGAGCGCGCACAGCAGAAACAGCACCGCUCCCGAACGUUGAGUCGAAGACCGAGUCUAAAACACGCCUCAGAAAAUCAAAUUCCUCGGUAGAAAGCAAACCCCGCCCUAACACGUCUGCCGGGGUUCCUGAGGCGAACGAAAAGAACAACAGCCCUGCAAACAACCGAACAACACGAAAGUCGAUUGUUCGGCGGAAUUCUAGAUUCAAAGCCGAGCUAUCAGCAUCACUAGAUUCCAUCAAGGAUAAAGUCAAGGAGGAUGCAGACCCUAACACGACGCUAGGCGCAAAAAUUGAGAGGCGGCCCUCCAUCAGUCGAGAAGGAGUUAAGCCUCUCUCCUCAAAACCCGAGGCGCGCGAACAGAAACGACCCACUAAAGGGCCGCGUCGAAAUAGUCUUCCCGGCGUGCCCAUAGCACCUGUUAAGUCUGCACGCUCACCUCUGUUCCAGUCCCAAGCAAAUCGAAACUCGGCCAAUCGUCAGUCGCCCGCGAUAAAGACUAAAGCAGACCUCGACUGGACUAAACGGGACACGCCCACUCUGAUCGGUGAGAUGUCGGAUUCACUGACGACCCUCAGGAUCAAGAAACCAACGUCUGGCAAGGAGAGCGACGAGAAACCUGCCAAGAAAACCACAUUCGCUGAUUCUUUCAGCGAGCUUCGUCAGGUUCAUCGAACCAACCAAUCAACAAAUGCAACAAGACAACCGAACCAGUCAGGAGGCUUAACACUAACUACUCUAUCACCAAACUCCAGCUGGCAAACCAACCAAUCAGGCGGCCUGGCAUUAACCAGCCUAUCACCGAGCUUGAAUCGGCCAAGCAGCAACCAAUCACCUAGCAUGAGUCGCUAUGGUAACCACUCACCGACUAAGCGAGCGCGUGAAGCCGAAUCCAAGAGGAAUAUCUCAGCACAGUUUGAGAUCAGCCCUCCCCUUGUGACGUCAUCAUCUCACUCUUUGACCCAGUCCCCAACUCUGCUAGUGCCUCAUCGGCUUAAGAAAAAGGAAUCCAUCCCAUAAACUGAUUAUGAAUUAUCGGUAAUUCAUGUUAUUUAGAUGUCGACUGUCUACGUGAACAGAAAAUAUCCAGACUGUUUUUGUAAACCUUAACGUUCUCAGAACCAUGUUUUCUUGCCUCGAUUAUAAAAUUAUUGCUUCUGGAUAUUGUUGAAAAUUUUAGCUUAAUGGCGUUAGGAAUUGUAUUUUAUGUAGGCAUACAAGAGAAAAGCUCGGAUGCUAAUUUGAAAUGUCAUACUUUUGUAAAUAAUUCUUAUUUAAUGAUGUCAUUUUAGAAGAUUUUAUCGACAAGAUUCCUACGCGUGUGAGAUUGUAGAUUAAAUUGCUUAUUUAUUUUACGAAAGGGAAGAAAAUAUCGUUAUGAAAAUUGUAAUUAAAUUAUUGCUAUAUUUGAGUAGUACUCACGUAUAACUAGCGGUUUUUACUAUGUACAACACUCUAAACAAACCUCCUUACUAAACUGACCUCCCUACUAAACUAACCUCCCUACUAAACCAACCUCCCUACUAAACUAACCUCCCUACUAAACAAACCUCCCUACUAAACUAACCUCCCUACUAAACUAACCUCCCUACUAAACUAACCUCCCUACUAAACUAACCUCCCUACUAAACUAACCUCCCUACUAAACUAACCUCCCUACUAAACUAACCUCCCUACUAAACUAACCUCCCUACUAAACUAACCUCCCUACUAAACUAACCUCCCUACUAAACUAACCUCCCUACUAAACUAACCUCCCUACUAAACUAACCUCCCUACUAAACAAACCUCCCUACUAAACUAACCUCCCUACUAAACUAACCUCCCUGUGGUUUUGUUGCAACCACGAAAGGAACCGAGCCUAGUGGCAGUCGGUCACAGGUUCGUAAAGGAUUUUUUUUUUUUUUUUCUUUUUUAAAAGCCGUUAAACCUACCUUCCUAACCUACCUUCUCCAACAUGCCCCCUCCCCUCUAGAACCAUAAUUUAUUAUUAAGGUCCCUCUUACUAUUAAUCUUAUCUCUUUUUUCCUUGCUUCAUACAUACAAAGGACACCAAAUGUGAUUUUUUUUGUAGUAACAGACACAAUCCUAGAGAGGCAAAAAUGGAUAAAAAAUUUUGAAAAAAGCGCUCUGUUAAUUAUAACAUUUUCUAAUAGAAAAUACGGACACAAUGUUAUCACACAUAAAUGUACACCAGACAGGCCAACGAAAUAACCGAAUUAAACGCCUACGAUAUUACACAUGGUGUUUCUACAGUUUUCUAUGUUUUUUUCUAGUUUCUUCUAUCAGUUCAAUUUUUUCCUAUCAUACAAUCAAACAACUGCUUAAUAUUUACAAAUAUUGAGCAUUCUGAUAUUAUUGUGCUAUUUAAUCCCUUAUGGAUUUGUUUUUCCUUUUCUUUUUUUCCCCUUUUUGCCUUAAACAUUAAUUACCUAAUUGUCGUAGGUUUGUCACCAUUAUGAAAUCCCGCAGUGACAAACAAUUGCAAUUUUUAUGUGUUGCAACCUGCCUCCCGGUGGACGUUACGGGACUCGAUUGCCACCACGCCUUGCUUUUCACAAGAGGCGGCAUCGUUAGUCGGAACGGCUCAAUAAAGCCCGCCUCUAGACGUGUUUGCCAAGCAAAGCGAGGGUCAAGAGUUCAGAAACUUGCCAAAACUGCACACAGGGAGCGCGCGAAAAAGAACUCUGUAAAACUGCCGACUUUAUGCUUCGUCUACCCACUCGCAGCAGGUGGUCACCAUGAGAUAUUGUCCAGGUUCUUUGACCCGUUUUACUAGUGUGAGAUAUUCACCCGUUUAUCGGGGUAUAUCCUAAAACACGCCUCCGAGAAACCAUUGUUCACUUCGCCGACUGAAGACGGUCCAGCCAUGAAGUCUAAUCACAUGACAGUCUUCGCCAUCUGCCUUGUCGUUUUUAUGGCGCAGAUCUCGGCUUUGCCCAAGACAGCCAAAAAGGCCUUGGCGGCGGCGAGAUGCGAUCCAGACCCAGAAUUGGUGGCGAUCAGAGAAUGGGCUAGGAAGACGAACGACUUCAAGUGGAGACAGCUUCUUGAAUACGUGCCAGACUUAUUAUUCCCCGUCUUGAAAAAGAUUAUCAUCGGCAUAGCGCAAGAGAAGUCCCCCAAGGAGAUCAUCCACGCGAUCGUCUCGGGCAAGGAGUUCAAGAAGAAGUCUGGCAGCAACAGACGACAGAAGAAGAAGGAGGAGGAAGAGACUGCAUCACCUGAGGAUGAAUGAGAACAGGAAACUACUAAUAAAUAUUGAACAUAAUACUAAUAAAUAUUAAACAUAUUAUUAU
Messenger RNA from Nematostella vectensis (starlet sea anemone), 5536 nucleotides. Its product is annotated as fibronectin type III domain-containing protein 1. Lineage: Eukaryota; Metazoa; Cnidaria; Anthozoa; Actiniaria; Edwardsiidae. The record is from RefSeq and is a predicted model, not a curated record. Gene Ontology annotation, molecular function: protein binding. Bases 195 to 3257 code for a protein of 1020 amino acids. The transcript is spliced from 27 exons.